Drosophila arizonae is the source of this 2657-nucleotide messenger RNA. RefSeq lists its product as uncharacterized. Gene Ontology annotation, molecular function: zinc ion binding; DNA-binding transcription factor activity, RNA polymerase II-specific. Gene Ontology annotation, cellular component: nucleus. NCBI's taxonomy places the organism in Eukaryota, Metazoa, Arthropoda, Insecta, Diptera, Drosophilidae. The record is from RefSeq and is a predicted model, not a curated record. Gene Ontology annotation, biological process: regulation of transcription by RNA polymerase II.
UAGAUAAAAACAAUUUGAACAUCAACAAGAACGACCCUAAAGUCAAACGAGGAACCAACUCAAUGACUACUCGCUGGGGAUCGUCGAUUGUGAAUGGGGUAGCAGGGGAAGAGAGACAAAUAAACAGAGAGGAAGAGCGAGCGAGAAAGAGAGCGGGGCCACUGAUAGAAAACAGAAAUUGGAACGCACCAUCGCCCCCGCCGACUGUUAGGUUCCGUGUCCGUUCAUGAUUCCACGAUCGGCAGACGGCAGCAAAGUUAAGUUCUCUGUGUAUUGUCAGUGCAAACGCGACCCUCCGACAGGCAGGCAGCCAGGCGACCCAGCGACGGAUCCACAACAUAUCUAAAGUACAAUUCAAUCAAUUAAUUAAUUAGCUAAGCCAAAGCUGAAAGAGCGAGCAUGAAGCACUGCGUUUGCCUGGCCAUCGGCCUGCUGGCACUGUUGGCUGCCACCAGCUGCACAGCUCUGCCCAUGGCCAACGAGGAGGAGCUCGUCUCGCUGGACUCCAUGGAGCAGGGCCAGCCAGGCCAAGCACACGCACAGGAACUGCCGCACAUCUUGAAAAUAGCGCCGAAACAACAGACGAACGAGGAACCGGAGCCAAUCAAGAGCAACGUCUACGACACCAUCGUCGAGCAGCUGCGCGCAGCGGGCGUAAACACGUCCGAGCAGAAGCCCUUGAAUACGCUUAGCUACAAGGAGCUGACACGCCUACUCGCCCUGUGGCACAUGGCCCAGGGACGCAACUACUACGAGGCCGGCAACAAUCGCGCCCAGCCAGAAGCAGAACUGGAGCCGGAGCUGGAGGCAGAGGCAGAGGCGGAAGUUGAGCAAGUGAAUCACGAUAGGCGCAAAAAGAAAUCCAAUUCAAAGGUUGCAGCUCACACAGAUGCGGAGGAGGAGCCCGAAGGCGUCAGCAAGCAGAAGCCAGCUUCGAGCUCAUAUUCAACAGAGGUAAAAGAGGAGCCCCUUGCCGCCGGCGGUGAGCAGCAGCUAUCCAUUAAGCAAGAGCGGCAGCGCGCUGACAGCAUCAAGGUGGAUGAGGACUAUGAGACGGAGGCCGCAACAGCAGAUCUGUUUCACAGUGCCGACGAGGAAGAAGACGCUGACGAGGAGAGCGAGCUUGAUGAAGAGGACGAUGAAGCUGAGGAUGAGGAGGAAGCCAAUGCUGAGCUCGAUGAGGACAACCCGAAGCUGACUCAAGUGGAAAUCGUGCGGGAGUAUUUGCAAAAGCCGACAAAGGGCAAGCAGCGACGCCGACGACGCAAACAGACGCAAAGCGAAACGGAAGCAAAUCCAGAGAAUCGUUGCGAUGUCUGCUUGCGCACCUUCUCCCGCCAUUGCCAUUUGUUGCGCCACAAGUUGUCCCAUCUGGAGAAGAAGCCGCACAGCUGUCCGCAUUGCCCCAAGGCCUUCGCGCGCAGCGAUCAUUUGAAGGCGCACGUCCAGAGCCUGCACGGCAAUAAGGAGCACAAGUGCGUGCUCUGCGAUGCGGCCUUCACCCGUGCCGAUGCCCUCGAUCGGCACAAGAUGAGCAAGCACAAUGGCGAGGGUCUCGACGCCAGCAAUGAGCUGAAGCUCCAAAUGAGCGAGCACACGUGCGAGUACUGCUCAAAGCGUUUCUCCAGCAAGACCUACCUGCGCAAGCAUACGCUGCUCCACACGGAGUUCCUAUACGCGUGCAAGAGCUGCGACGAGACGUUCAAGGAGCGGCAGCAGUUGCGUAGCCACGAGAAGACCCACACUGGUCAGCGGAACUUCCUCUGCUGCAUUUGCGGCGACAGUUUCGCACGCAACGACUAUCUGCGCGUCCAUAUGCGACGGCACAAUGGCGAGAAGCCAUACAAGUGCCGUUACUGCAUCAAGGCAUUUCCACGCGCCACAGAUCUUAAGGUACACGAGCGGUACCACACGGGCACCAAGCCCAAUCUGUGCAACACCUGCGGCAAGAGUUUCCAUCGUGCCUACAAUCUGACCAUACAUAUGCGCACCCAUACGGGCGAACGUCCGUACAAGUGCGAUCAGUGCCCCAAGAGCUUCAGCCAGAGCAACGAUCUGAAGGCCCACAUACGACGGCAUACGGGCGAGCGGUACAAGUGCCCCCACUGCGAUGCCUACUUCCUGCAGCUCUAUCACAUGCGCAACCAUUGCCUGAGUGCCCACAACAAGCACAUUGAGACGAAGACGGGUCGGCUGCAGCGCACCGGUCUGCUGGACGAGCCCAAUAACUCGCAUCUGACCACGGUCGUUAUGCCGCCUGCACGUUACCAGCAAUCGACGCCCGAUCCGCAGCCAAUGGCCACUGUUACGACCCAGCUGCCAGCGGCGAUUGCCACGCCCAUAAUGCAUUCGCCGGUGGCCUAUAGUACAACGUCGCCAGUGCCGGUGCAGGUGCCCGUGCCCGUGCCCGUAUCCGUGUCCGUGCCGCUGGCCGAUGCAAGCGGAUUCGUUGGUGCAACGACAAAUGCAACGAGCACAACUGCGACGGCACCAUUUGGCACCUUCAGCAUAGCGCCUGUCGUGAUGGCGCAUCUGAUGUACAAUCAUGGCGGGAACAGUCAACAGAGCAAUGCUAGCAAAUAGCCGUCGUUGCCCCAUAAAUUAAUCAAGCAAUUCCAAUCUCAAAAUAAAAAGUUGACCUUGUAUAUAUGUAUGUA